UCCUCCUCCAGUUCCGGUUCAGACCAACAUGGCUGCUGCUGGCUGACAGUCUCCUCAGAUUAAACUCUGAGUUUAUAUUAAUAAUAUUCACCGUUUUCUGAUGAACUCAGGAUCGUUAUCGGUUUGAUUCCAGCUCGGCAAACCGGCGGUUCGUGUCUGGUUCUACCGGUGGCGGCUCAUCAGCAGUGUGAUCUGACCCGGGCAGACCUUCGGAGUCAUGGAGAAGUUUGGGAUGAGUUUUGGGACCGGGUCUGGCAAGAAGGAGCUGCUGGACACCAUCGAGUCCCAGAAGAAGCAGCUUGUCCAGUACCAGACCCGCUUUAAGGACGUGGUCCGGGCCUAUAAGAGUCUCCUGAAGGAGAAGGAGGCUCUGGAAGCCAGUCUGAAGGUCUUGACGGUGACCCAGGAGGUGGACCUGAACCGGCAGGGUCAGGACGCUACCACUAACUCGGACCUCCCAGAGGACGGCUGCUCGCUGCACAGUGAGGACAGCCUGGACACGGCGGCGUCUGUGGACACGUCCAGUGAGACCACCAGAGGGGACCAGAGUGAGGAGGACCAGGGAGAACCAGGACUAAAGUCCAGCUCAGUGACCCUGAGGUCUGACCCGGACGCUGAGAGCAGCGGCGUGGGGGUGGAGCAGCAGGCCACGCCCCCUCCCAGUACGGAGGCGGACCGUCGACUCGCCCAGCUGAAGAACCAACUGAGCACCCUCACCAGCGCCCUCGCCACAGUGACGCACGAGAAGUCUCGGAUGGAGGCGAGUUUCCAGGCCGACAAGCGUCAGCUGAAACAGGAGGUGGAGGAACUACAGGACCGUCUGGUCGCCGUGACGACGCAGCAGGACGCGGAGCUACGCGCCCUACAGCAGCAGCUGGCUGAGAGCCGCGCUCGCGUCAUUACGCAGCAGCACGAGAGGGAGCAGGAGCAGGGAGACCACGUCCAGCAGCUGAGGGAGCUGCAGAGGAUCCUGCAGCAGGAGAGAGACCUGCGACAGGACGCAGAGCUCCGUCUGCAGGACGCCAACGCCACGCUCCUCGUGACAUCACAGGCCGUGGACCGGGGGGCGGAGUCUCAGGCUCACCUGAACCAGGUAAGGGAGGAGAGAGACGAGCUGAGGAGGAGGCUGCAGACCGCCGAGGAAGACCAGAAGAAACCGGAUCCCAGAGUGGACGAACUGCAGCGAGAGCAGACGGAGCUGAAAAACCACUUCCAGCAGCAGAUCCACAUCGAGACCAGGAAGGCCAGCGAUGCGGAGGAUCGAGCUCGUGAGCGCGCUCAGUCCGCGGAGGCGAGGGUAGCGGGUCUGGAGCAGAGAGUCUCUGAACUGUCGGAGCUGCUGGGUUCCUGUGAGAAGUCGAGGCAGAGAGACCAGCAGACGGCUCAGAGACUCAGAGACCGCAUCAUGCAGCUGGACACCGAGAACAAAACGCUCGCCAUCGCCGCCUCCAGCAGGAUGACCUCUGACCUCGCCGUGGACGAGUCGCAACUGGACGUCGGCGUGCUGAAGGCGAAGCUGGAGAAGGUGAAGAAGCUGCUGCUGCUGGCGACUCAGAGGAACCCGGACCAGAACAUCCAGAACCUGGCGGAGACCCAGGCGGAGCCGGGCGGAGACAAAGCCUCGGCGUUCUACCAGCAGGAGCUGCGGCAGCUCAAGGACGAGUUUGAGCGCUACAAGCUGCGAGCGCAGGUGGUGCUGAAGAACAAGAACGCCAAAGAUGGCUGCCAGGCGAAGGAGCUGGAGGAGGUCCGGGACCAGCUAGCGGAGCUGAAGGAGAAGUACAUCAACCUGCGGAUUCAGAGCGACGAGGCCGAGACGAAACAACGCCGCGAGCUGGAGGACCGGCAGCAGCACACUGUGGCGCUGCAGCACUCUCACAAACAGGAAGUGGAGCGGGUGGAGGCGCUGCACCGCGACGACAUAGUGCGACUGGAGGCGGAGCUGCACAAACAGAGAGAGAGGACCAUGGCGCUGCUGAACGAGAAGGACCAGGAACUGGAGAGGCUGCGGGCCGCCGCGCCGAGCUACAGCAAUGACGCCAACAAGAUAGCCGACGACAAGCACGAGUCCGGCCCGGAGAGCGAGGGCGAAAUUAUCAGCCAGGCCCUGCGGCGGGCGGCGCCCAACGAGCCCACGCUGCUGCUGUACGCCGAGCAGCUGGCCAGGAAGGAGGUGGAGGCGGGCGGCCUGCGGCGGCAGAAACACCGACUGGAGGAGGACAUCCACCAGCUGCAGGCCAGGCUCGUCGCUAACGGAGAGCGCCACGACGAGGAGGCGUCCGAGCUGCGAGGACAACUCGACAAAUUGAUCAGAGAUCAGGGCAGAGAGGGCGCCAACAUGGAGUACCUGAAGAACGUCAUCUACAAGUUCCUGACGCUACUGGACGCCAGCGAGAGGCAGCAGACGCUCGGCGCCAUCCUGACUAUCCUGCACUUCAGCCCGCAGGAGAAACAUAGCGUCAUGAGGCUGCAGGGCGCCACCUGGUGGACCGGCAAGAGAUAAAACACCUGAAGAAGAAACACCAACAAGAGGUGAAACACUACCUGGUAGAGCAACAGGAGAUAAAACACCUGAAGAAGAAACAACACCUGGUGGAGCAACAAGAGAUAAUUUAACAGAUGUUUAAAAUUUAUAGAAAAGUGAAUGGAGUCUGGUUUCUAUCUGAACUGUGUGUAUAUAUGAAUAUAUUUAACUGAGAGGAAACAUUUAAAGAUAACUUUGGUUGAUGCAGUUCUUAAUCACUGAUAUUUUGUUGAAAUUAAAGUAUUUUUGCUGCUUCACAAA
Molecule: messenger RNA, 2785 nt
Organism: Sebastes umbrosus (honeycomb rockfish)
Lineage: Eukaryota; Metazoa; Chordata; Actinopteri; Perciformes; Sebastidae
Gene: gcc1
Product: GRIP and coiled-coil domain containing 1
Exons: 4
Coding region: 218-2503 (761 amino acids)
Cellular component (GO): Golgi apparatus
Source: RefSeq, a predicted model, not a curated record